AUGCCGAGACGCAAACAAACAGAGGCAAAAAUCCAUGGUUAUCCUCAUGCAGACAUUCGUCACGAGGUACUUUUGCAAAUAUUGAGCAAACUUCCUAUCAAAACUUUGAUGAAAUUCCGUUGUGUAUGCAAAUUAUGGUCAGAGUCAAUUGUGAAUGAUCCACGGUUUAUCGAAGCUCACUUUCUUGAAUCUCAAAAGAAUCCCAUUCUCAUGUUUAAAUACUUACCCAAAGAGUUGGAUCAUAUGGAACGGCCGUAUAGUUUUUUGCGUGAAAAGGAAGAAUAUCGCACUAAUCACUUGUUCUAUUUAGAAAAAGAUGAGUUUGUUAAUGGUACUGGUAAAGUUUUGCACAAUGUGCUGAAUCUAAUAGCUUCGCAAAACAGUUCUCCAAGGAGACUAAUUGGUUAUUGCAACGGUUUAGUAUGUUUUAUGGUGGGCGUUCCAUAUUCCAGUGGAUGCUGGUCUUAUUUCGUCGUUGAGAUCUUCAACUUUAGUAAACUCGAGAAACUACGCAUUGUCUCUCGCAUACCUACACCCCCAUUCACAUCUGUGGGUGAUUGUCGAUUUGGAUAUGAUGUCCUGGCAAAAGAAUAUAAAUUGAUGUGCAUCCUUCUUUAUAUUGACGAUGAAGAUGAGGUAUACAACAAAUACAUAAUCUUGACAAUAGGAGGUUCUGGUACUCAAUCUUGGAGAAAAAUUAAGCAUCCGAUGACAAUGAAAGGUCACCCACGGUCACCUGGCCGUUGUAUUGACGGGGCUCUUUUUUGGGUGAGGUAUGAUACGGAUGAAUGCAAAAAAGUUCUGAUUUCGUUCGACCUCCAUGACGAGAAGUUUCAAGUGAUUAAUUUACCAACGGCUGGUAUGUAUUUUCCAGAAUAUGAUCAUCAAUUAGAAUACAAAAGAUGUUUCUGUUAUGCCAGCGUCAAGAAACCUGACACUCGUAGUGGCGCGGUUGAGUUACAUAUAUUGAAAGACAGAAUCCAACAAGUUUGGGAAACAAAGAUUAUUACAUUUGAUCUUCCAGAUACAGUAAGAAAUCCUCCUGCGGCUCCAUGUUACGACUUCAAAGGUCUUACCUUUUCUCUUAGCGAGGAAGGCAUUACCAGUAUCCGAAUUGUAGAAUUCGAUGGUCGAAUAUAUCUAUAUUGGAGGAAUAUGGAGAACGAGAAAGGAAGUCAUAUUAUUCAAUUUUACGAUUUGGAAUCGAAAAAACUUACAGAAGUAGAAGGUCCUACAGGUGGUAAAUGUGGUAAAGAUUAUCAUGUCGCUAAUCAUGUCGAGAACCUUGUUUCCUUAAAAGCCUGGACGACGCAUGAAGGAGAUGGAGGUGGAGUACUACUGGGGCGCAACUUUGAUACGGGCACUUCCAAGAAGAUAGAAGACAUGUUUAAGCAAAUGCCAGCGAGUACUACGGAUGGCGAAAUGGUUUCAUAUUUUUCUUCUCUAAGUUUCUCUGGAAAAAAUAAAGACGUACUAUUAGUUAUUUAA
Papaver somniferum (opium poppy) is the source of this 1488-nucleotide messenger RNA. RefSeq names its product putative F-box protein At1g47790. The transcript has a single exon. The record is from RefSeq and is a predicted model, not a curated record. The coding region runs from base 1 to 1488 and encodes 495 amino acids. NCBI's taxonomy places the organism in Eukaryota, Viridiplantae, Streptophyta, Magnoliopsida, Ranunculales, Papaveraceae. Gene Ontology annotation, molecular function: protein binding.